AUGGAGAGAGAUGCUGCGUCCAAAGCCUGCGGUGUCGGAGUUCGCAGUAUGAUGUCGUCACCUGACGCGGCUCCCGCUUUGGCAAACCGACCAGAUGAUCUCGCCAGUAUAUCAAAGCACGGGGCACGUGAAGAUGGUUUUAUCGCAAGCCACCAGAGAGUCUUGAAUUACGCUUACUGUCCUGUGACUGAAUUGACGCCUGUGCUGUCUCUUGUGCCUAAAAUUGAGCCAUUCAAGAUGUCGAGACAAGGCAGCCCGGCAAAGAGGACUCCUCGGCCAACCGCUGUUGGAGAAACAUGGCAACCUCGCAGCCUCGAGCCGACCGAGACCGCUACCGAUGUUGAAUUCACCCUUGUCACUCGGUUGGUGCAAGGGCUGGAGGGCUGCGAUUGGGACCAGCUGCAAGAGAGGUACACAGACGCUAUGGAUGAGCACAGUCGCGUUGAAGAAGAUCUGCGUGCCGAGACAGCAAAGGUGCUCGAGAUUUUUACCGCUUGGUCUCAGACUACGGUGCUGCAAGAUGAGACGAGGGCAUUGAAACGAUUUAAAACACAGAUGCAGCAUGUGCAAAACUCUGAAGCGAGCGUGGAAAGCAAAAGAAAGCACUAUAUGGACGUAGUAAAGGCGUUUCAGAGUGCCUUGGCCUUGCUCAACGAGCAGAUGAAGGUUUGA
Messenger RNA from Penicillium canariense, 672 nucleotides. RefSeq lists its product as uncharacterized. The record is from RefSeq and is a predicted model, not a curated record. NCBI's taxonomy places the organism in Eukaryota, Fungi, Ascomycota, Eurotiomycetes, Eurotiales, Aspergillaceae. The transcript is spliced from 4 exons. Bases 1 to 672 code for a protein of 223 amino acids.